Sphenostylis stenocarpa is the source of this 378-nucleotide messenger RNA. The record is from the annotation of a GenBank genome assembly. Lineage: Eukaryota; Viridiplantae; Streptophyta; Magnoliopsida; Fabales; Fabaceae.
AUGUCUGUAGCAUGGAAGAAGGAACGAGCAGAUGCUACACUCAGAGAAAUGGGUCUGCAAGAUGCCAUCAACACAAGGGUUGGAGGGUGGAGUUGUAAAGGCCUGAGAGGGAGACAGAAGAGAAGACUUAGCAUAUGCGUUGAGAUUCUUACACAUCCAAGACUCCUCUUCCUUGAUGAAUCAACUAGUGGCCUUGAUAGUGCAGCUUCCUAUUACCCUAGCAGUGAGGUUUUCUACCUUUUUCAUGAUCUUUGUCUUCUCUCUUCAGGAGAAACAGUACAUUUUGGACCCGCCUCUGAUGCAAAUCAGUUUUCUGCUUCAAUUGGUUUUCCUUGCCCAACUCUCUACAAUCUCAUGAACAUUACCUUAGGAUCAUAA